Messenger RNA from Ipomoea triloba (trilobed morning glory), 1367 nucleotides. RefSeq names its product sufE-like protein 2, chloroplastic. The coding region runs from base 194 to 970 and encodes 258 amino acids. The transcript has 2 exons. NCBI's taxonomy places the organism in Eukaryota, Viridiplantae, Streptophyta, Magnoliopsida, Solanales, Convolvulaceae. The record is from RefSeq and is a predicted model, not a curated record.
GGCUCACCUACUUCACCCCUCUUUGCUGCGCAUUAUCUCCCUCUCUUUUUCCGGCGGACUCGCCACGCCGUUCGACGACUCAUCCGCACACGCGUCGCCAACUAACUCUCCCGCCUCCCAACGGUCACCUAACCCCCCAAAAUUUUCUCUCUCCCCCUUUUUAGCUUGAAUUACCCGCCCUCUCCCUCCAAACAUGUACUGUCUCGCCUUGAAACCUACUUCACAUUCAUUUUUCUCGUCUUUCCUGAGAAUUUCGCCAGAGCCCGUUGAUUUGAAGCCGGAACGUCGUCGUUUCCAUGGGAAAGCUCCGGCCUUUUUGGCAUCUCGCCUGGAAAGUGGGAAAAGACCCGGUAAAUUCAAGUCAAGAAACCCGGAUUCAAACCCUUUAUUUAUACCCAGUUUUGCCUCGAACGAAACCCCUCUCGAAAUCCUCAAUGUGGGGGAUAAAGUUCGGUUCUUGGCUUCGGAGUUCAAGUCUUUGCUGGAGCCGAUAGAUAAGGUGAAAAGAUUGUUGCACUACGCGACGCUUCUGCCGCCCUUCGAUGGGUCGAUUCGGGUCAGGGAAAACCGGGUCGCGGGUUGCACGGCCCAGGUUUGGUUAGAGGCUAUGAUGGAUAAUGAAGGGUCGAUGAGGUUCAGGGUGGAUAGUGAUUCAGAGAUCACUAAAGGGUUCUCUUCUUGCCUGCUAUGGCUGCUGGAUGGGGCUACUCCAAUGGAGGUUCUGAGUGUGGGAGCAGAUGACUUAGCAGAAAUGAAUGUGGGAUUGCCCAGUACCGGGCGUUCAAGAGUGAAUACUUGGCAUAAUGUGUUGACCAGCAUGCAGAAUAGGACCAGAGAUUGUGUUCAGAAUAGGGAAAAUUUGCAGUCUUUGGAUGAGUUUCAAUCCCUGCUUGUUAGGCCUGAUCUCCAUUUCCCCUCAAAUGGAAGUUACAAGGAAGAUAAGUCGAGGGUUUUGGCUCCUAGAUCCUGAGAAGUCGAGGGCCCUUGUACAUAACUUCUUCUAAGAAAAUCCAGAAUUCCAGUGGGCAUUAGAGGCGGCUGAAUAGUUGCAGCCUCAGGUUCAAACUCUUAAUUCCAACAUUGUGUUGGCCUUUUACUGAUCUGGGUUCGUUUCUUUGCGGAUGGGAUGGUUUAUUUUGAAAGUUGAAGAAUCUUGAUCAAGAUGGUCUAGAAAGGCAUCCCAAAUAACCCCAUGAAUACUGCUGGGUAGGAACAAGCCCAGAUUUAGCCUUUUCCGAUAAUUGUCAUCUGGCUUGAGCAUAUGAUCUUGUGCAGAGACAGAUGUUAUUGUAUCACUAUGUAAAACAUGAAAAUUUUAGCCAACAUUUAAGGCAAAUCCUGUUAUGAACAUUAAUAUAUUGUGACAA